GAUGAGGCAGAUCUUGGCACUCCUAGCCCUCGUGCUGUGCACGAUGGCCGCUGUCCAUCAAGUUCAUCUUACCAAGAUCGAAUCGCAACGCACAAAAAUGAUGCGCAAAGGGACAUGGGCAAGUUAUUUGAAGAUGAAAAGCGCCAGAAGAAUACUACUCGAGAAUAAUUAUGGAAAUGCUGCUGUUGUUCCACAAGUCGUGAACGAUUACGAAGAUGAGGAAUACAUUGGAAAUAUCACCAUUGGAACCCCUGAGCAACAAUUCCAAGUGAUUCUUGAUACUGGCUCUUCAAAUCUUUGGAUUCCCGACACGACAUGCGGGCAAGUACACGGAAAUUGCCAGGAUACUAAUUGCCGCGGAACAGGAAUUAUCUGUGAAGCUUUGUGCAGCGAUCAAUCUUGCUGUAGCACUGAUCACGUUGAUGCUUGCAAGGGUAAGAACUUCUUCAACUCUGCAAAAUCGUCAACUUAUCAAGCAAAUGGACAGCACUGGACCAUACAAUAUGGCACUGGGUCCGCAGUUGGAUUCUUGGGACAGGAUACGGUACGAUUCGGUGGAAUUGGUACAAAUCAACUCGCUGUACCAAAUACAGUCUUUGGACAAGCAACAAGUUUGGCUGCGUUUUUCGCUGACCAACCCAUCGAUGGCAUUCUUGGUUUGGCCUUCCCAACUAUUGCUGUUGAUGGCGUCACUCCCCCGUUCUUCAAUGCCGUCGCGCAAGGGCUCGUAGAUCAGCCCAUUUUCACCGUUUUCCUUGAGCACGUUGGAGAUCAAGACAACGUCUAUGGUGGAGUUUAUACCUAUGGAGGAAUGGACACCACAAAUUGCGGACCUGUCCUCGCUUAUCAACCUCUCUCUUCUGCUACAUACUACCAGUUCAAGCUUGACGGCGUUGCAUCGAACACGUAUUCUUCCAACAAAGGGUGGCAAGCAAUUUCUGACACUGGAACUUCACUUCUUGCUGCUCCUACUUCAAUCGCCAAUUCGAUUGCUCAGGCUAAUGGAGCUACAUACGAUUCCGAUGACCAAGUCUACUUCAUUGAUUGCAACGCAACUCCCAGUCUUGAUUUGACAAUUGGUGGUAACAAAUACACCAUAGGCGCAGCCAACAUGGUCAUCCCCUCAGGAGAUGGUCGUUGUUUGCUAGCAAUCUUCGGAAUGAACACAUUCGGAUUUGGACCUGCAUGGAUCCUUGGCGACCCCUUCAUUCGUCAGUACUGUAACAUCUAUGAUGUCGAUCAGCAACGGAUCGGUUUUGCCAACUCUCUGCAGAAAUAGAAAAGUAGUG
This is a messenger RNA of Cylicocyclus nassatus, 1289 nucleotides long. NCBI's taxonomy places the organism in Eukaryota, Metazoa, Nematoda, Chromadorea, Rhabditida, Strongylidae. The record is from the annotation of a GenBank genome assembly.